AUGAGUCGCGCAACACCCCGCAAGUCCCGACACCGUCACCACCCCAGUAGCGGGGGCGUUGGUGUCGGGGCCGGUGGCUACGCCGGAGGUCCUCGUGCUAUCGUUGCUUCAGACUACGAGUCGGAUGCCGCGCAUUACAUGGAGACCAGGGACUUCACCCCCGCUCCGCAUCUCCUCCACCGCACCAACACCGACCUCAACCUCAGUGUCCUGCAGCGCUACCUGCCCAGCAUCCAGGCCAUCGUCUCCAUCGCAGCGAAUGCCGUCAUAUACAUCUUCUCCCCGGACACCCAGUCCUGGGACAAAUCGGGCGUUGAGGGCACCUUGUUUGUCUGCGAGCAGGAGCCUCUGCUCAUCCGGGGCACCGCCGUUCCGCGCUCUUGCGUCUUCGUUCUCAACCGAAGGGGCCUGGACAAUGUGGUUCUUGAUCUCUCCAAGGUCAGCUACUGUGAGUUCGCGCAAGAGCUGCUCAUCUUCAAUGUCGACGGGCCUGGAAGCGGUAGCUCCGUCCAGGAGGCUCAGGAGGCCGCGACACAGAAGGUUGUCGGGGUGUGGAUGCAUGCUGACCAGGAUGAUACGCGAGAGGUGAACACCGGUAUCAUUCAGGAGGCAUGGAAGCGCGUUCGGCUUGCUGGGGAGGCUCUGGCCGGUUCCAACGCUGAUUCUGACGCCGCUGCAGGUGCCGCCAACGCCGGCGUCGAUGGCGGGCAAGAGUCUCUUGGGCCGGCGAUGCAGGCUAUGGGCAGGAGACUCAGCCUAAGCGAUCUCUUUGGCCAGAGCAACGGGAAUGCUCAACUUGGAUGA
Molecule: messenger RNA, 804 nt
Organism: Phaeoacremonium minimum UCRPA7
Lineage: Eukaryota; Fungi; Ascomycota; Sordariomycetes; Togniniales; Togniniaceae
Product: putative dcp1-like decapping family protein
Exons: 1
Coding region: 1-804 (267 amino acids)
Biological process (GO): deadenylation-independent decapping of nuclear-transcribed mRNA; positive regulation of catalytic activity; deadenylation-dependent decapping of nuclear-transcribed mRNA
Cellular component (GO): P-body
Molecular function (GO): enzyme activator activity; mRNA binding
Source: RefSeq, a predicted model, not a curated record